AUGAAGUUUGGGGGGAAGGGGAUGAUCCAGCUGGUACUGCUAUGCAACAAUUGGGUGUGGAAAAACGAGUAUACGCCAAGUAUACGCAGGGAUGGAGUGGUUGUGAACUUGUUUAAGAAAGGAGACAAGACUGACCCAGGAAACUACAGGGGGAUCACACUGUUGAACACAGUAGGAAAAGUGUUCUGUUUCCGAAAGAAGAGGGGGUGCGUAGACCACGUAUUCACGGUAGGGAGAAUCAUCCAAGGUAAAAUGUGGAGAGUGCUGAAGAAGAUGACAGAGUGUACGAAAAGCGCGGUCAUGCUAGACGGAGAACUGUCAAAAUUCUUCGACAUUGAGCAGGGGGUCCCACAAGGUUGCACGCUGUCCCCAACAUUGUUCCAGGUGUUCAUCAAUGAUCCGUUGGAAGUCGUAGAGGCAGUCCAGAAGGGAAUAAAAGUAGGGGACACGGAAACGUCGGUUUCAGGAAUGCUGUUUGCGGAUGAUUUUGUCGGUAUGUCGGACACCCCUGAGGGACUGCAACUGCAAAUUGACGCGGCGAAGAAGUUUACUGAUAAGUGGAGAUUGUCUGCCAACGUUCAGAAGAGUGCCGUCAUGGUUUGCAACGAGAACAAGGAGGAACCAGUAGAACAUAGAUGGAAGUGGGGGAUCGAGGAGAUUGCAGUAGUGGACCAGUACACAUACCUCGGAGUAGAGAUCGCAAAAGACUGCUCGUGGAAUGCACACAUGUCCAAGGUAGCGGAAAAGGGCAAAGCACGAGCAGGGAAGCUGCACCCAAUACUCGCAAACCGGCACCUCGAUACACGCAUCAAAUUGACGGUUUUGAAGAGCGUAAUCGUACCGCCGCUAGAGUACGCCGGAGAAGUAUGGGAAGGAAAUAAGAAGGUAGUGAAAGAACUCGAGGCGGCGCAGAUGAAAGCAGCGAAAAUCAUCCUAGGAUGCUCCAGGCGCACAAGUAAUGCAGCCGUGAGGGCAGAAUUGGGGAUCCAAUCCCUACGGUCGGGAAGAGACGCGAGGAAGCUGACAUGGCAGUAUCGCAUGUGCGGGAUGGGAGAGGAGAGGGUGCCGAGAAUUGUAUGGGAGGCGAAGUGGGCAAACAAAAACAGGGACAGACAACCCACGGAACGGGUCAAGGUUGUAGAGGACGUAUGUAAGGGGCUCGACAUCGACGAAGAUGAAACGCUGGAAACGGAGGGUCUACAGGGGUUCAAGGAGAAGAUAUAUCUGUUGCUUGUGACGAGAGAGAACAGAAUCUAAGGAAAAAAUGCAAGGAUAAGG
This is a messenger RNA of Ectocarpus sp. CCAP 1310/34, 1278 nucleotides long. Lineage: Eukaryota; Phaeophyceae; Ectocarpales; Ectocarpaceae. The record is from the annotation of a GenBank genome assembly.